AUGGAAAAUCCGCUAGAAGCGUCGUUUUUUGAUGGUAGAUUACGCCUUUUGAACGACAAAUGUUUGUCCUUGCAAAAGGAUGUGCUUGUGGUACCGUGCUAUCCGGAUAUUUUGAGUGGUAAGUUGAUUUUUUUGCUCUUUUUGGUUUUUAGAUUCUUGUGCGGUAUUUUAUCAUUUUGAGGGGUUUUGAUACAAUUUUUCGUCCAUUUUGUUUACCCGUGAGCUCCCGAGUCUCAUGCGGUAUAUAUUUGGUGAUAUUCCAUCGGAAAAUACCGAAAUUUAGGCUAGAAAGGUUGGACAGGUCUUGUAAUUUGAUUGAUGCCAAAUCUGCUUGCUGUUUGUUGCAUUUUUACUUUAUUUUGACUGAUCUUGUUAUCCACGGGGUUACUGAAAAGUUAGGCCUAAAAUGCUCUUUAUUUACCUCAAUUUUUUUUAUUUCCAGGAGGUGAGCUGUACAAAGAAGUGAUGGAAAAUGUUGGGGAAUCCCUCAAGGAGACGAUUGCGCCCUUCUCCAUCUACGAUCCAGGAAGUUGUAAACUGACAUUCAGCGGGAAUCUAAAGCAAUUCAAAAGUGAGUAGAAACUUCCCCAUUUUUACCUCUUUCCUUAGGAUUGGCUCUGUGCAUCCUCCCCGAGAUGUUCUCCGAAGAAGGAUUGAGCUUUCUGGAUCGAUUGAAGGUGGCGAUUUCCAUUGCUGAUGCGUUGGACUUGUCGACGGAAAUGUCCGCUGUCUCCAUCGUGUUUAGUCAUUGGAAUAUCGCUUCUGUGGAACAAGCGGCUGAGAUCUUGCUUUUGUGUAUUGCCAAGUGGCUGAGGACCUCGAUAUAUGCUGAUAAGGUGAGAAUUUUGACAUGGAUGAUAUAAAAAGUGUCGUGUUUUGAACUAAAUUUAAUUUCUUCUGGCUGGAAACGAUGAUAGAUGAUGUAGCUUAUUUUUAGAUUAAAGAAAUUGUCAUUGCAUUGGAAGAUGAACACAUAUUUGACAUUUACUUCAACUUGGCACAACUCAUCGAGGGAGAUCCAUCGUUGGUAUUAGAUGUUCUCCAGACCAUGCCAGAGGACGAGCAGUACGAGGAGAACCACGAACGAGAGAUCACGGAUCAUUAUCCACUUGAUUUGACAGACGCUCCACAUUUGAAUAUGCAUCAAGUACAAGUCAAACACGAGCGACGUCAACCGACCACUCCAUUCCUCUUCUACUCUCGGAAUCUCAGUUCGAGUAUCUUGUCGAUUGAACAGACGAAUGGAAGCCUCCGGCAGUAUCGACUUUCCACCACAAUUGGAGAAAAGAACACUCAUUACUUCAGAUGCUCAAGAUGCGAUCAUUUGAACAAAUCAAGACCGGAUCUCGGAGUAUUCAGGCCAAAAAUUACAAUCAAAGAUGGGGAUAUUGCCUCUGAUCGAUUCCCAACACACCAUCCAUUAUGUGAAGAGGUGACAAAGACUGUCUUUGUUGUACAACAACUGGAUCGUAUAUGGAAAACUGUCGCUCCGUAUGAAAGUUCGGAGCUCAGAGAGGCAUAUUCGACUCUGCGACAGAUAGCCUUGACCGAUUCUGAGAAUUUGUAUCGGGAAAUGGACACACCUGCUGGCAGGUUUCCGGAGUGGGAAGUCCUCAAGGCCCAAGCGCAGAAAUGUAAGAUUUUACAGUCUCGAUGUUAUGUUUUUAGUGCAUUCUCAAUUCUCCCUACGCCUGAUCAAAUGUACCGCCGACGAUCCGGCCUCCGAAUUGAACUCAACCCUGAGCGCCAUCAGAGCUGUGGAAGGUGAACUUGAUGGAGACAAACGACCGGGAAAUGUGGCCUGGCUCUCCGAAACGAAUGAAGAAGAACCUCAACCAAUUGUGAAGCUUGAAGAUGAUGAAGAAUCACCUCACUCGUCGGCUAGACCGGCUCAUCGAAGAAAAGCGCCAUCAAAAUAUCGACAAGUGUAUGUUUUUGGUUGUUUUCGGUUGGUUUUUAGGGCUUAGGUGUAAAGGGAACCAAAGGUUCUAAUGUUUUCUUUCCAGAAUCGACCCCAACGCUCAAUACAAGUUCAGGAUUGUCCGUCCUCGGGGUGAAAAUGUAUCUCCGACCUCUUAUCAAUCUCUUGCCAAGCGAUCUCGACCUCUUUGA
Messenger RNA from Bursaphelenchus xylophilus (pine wood nematode), 2112 nucleotides. The record is from the annotation of a GenBank genome assembly. NCBI's taxonomy places the organism in Eukaryota, Metazoa, Nematoda, Chromadorea, Rhabditida, Aphelenchoididae.